GUACUGACUAACAAAGAAUGCAACCUGAGCCACCAGGACGUGUCGUCAUUUCCAUUUUACAGACUCCAUUAUUACUACACCCACUCUGAGCACAGACCGUACCGCUUAAAUGUCCACAUUGCACGUCGAAAAUCUCUUCGCUGUCGCAGGGAAGGUAGUUCUCGUGACAGGAGGUUCUCGUGGGAUUGGGAAAAUGAUUGCCUCCGCAUUCGUGAGGAACGGUGCCAAGGUCUAUAUCUCGGCCCGUUCUGCGAAGGAAUGUCAGGCCACCGCAGAAGAACUCGGAUCCAGUGGCCCAGGUUCAUGCACCGCAAUCCCAGCUGAUAUGUCUAAAUUCUCUGAAGUGGAGCGGUUCGUGCAAGAACUCUCCGCGCGAGAAUCCGUUCUCAAUGUCCUCAUCAAUAACGCGGGGACAACAUGGGCAGAGCCUAUCGACCAAUACCCAGAUGAGGGGUUUUCAAAGGUCCUCACUCUGAAUCUGCAACGUGUGUUCACUCUGAUGCAAAAAUUGCUGCCAUUAUUACGUGCGGGCGCAGCUCAAGAUGGCAAGACAGGGGCCGUAUAUAAUGAUCCGGCACGUAUUAUCAAUAUUGGCUCGGUCGAGGGCAUCGGUGUGCCCGAUCAUGACACAUAUGCCUAUGCUGCUGCCAAGGCUGGUCUGCAUCACCUCAGUCGCCACCUCGCCGGCCGCCUUGGGCCCGAGGGCAUAGUCAGUAAUACCAUAGCCUGUGGUGCGUUCGAAAGCAAGAGUAAAUCCAUCAUGGUUCAUUUGUAUUUUUGUCGUUUCAUUGACUUGAAUCUUACAGUGACGGCCCAAUUUUUUGAAACUGCAGGGAACAUCAUCAUCAACCAGAUCCCGACGAAUCGCUUUGGUACGCCCGAGGACAUCGCAGGGGCCACGCUGUUCUUGGCAAGCAGGGCUGGUGCAUACGUGAACGGUGCGACCAUUGCCCUCGAUGGUGGCUUUCUUGUCAACAUGCCGAUGAGCAAACUGUAAGAAGGAACUCGACGUUAUAUGCCUUAUCAUUUCGCAUUCAGGAAAAUUAUGCACAAGUAACCUAACCACAUCCGGCCGGCAGAGUUCUGCAC
Messenger RNA from Suillus discolor, 1089 nucleotides. RefSeq lists its product as uncharacterized. The transcript is spliced from 6 exons. The record is from RefSeq and is a predicted model, not a curated record. Bases 110 to 997 code for a protein of 295 amino acids. NCBI's taxonomy places the organism in Eukaryota, Fungi, Basidiomycota, Agaricomycetes, Boletales, Suillaceae. Gene Ontology annotation, molecular function: oxidoreductase activity.